AUGACAGCGACUCCCUCCAAUUCAUACGCCAACACUGGCGGCUUCCUCCCACCGUCGCUCCCCUCCCCCGCGCCCAGUACAGCGUCCAGUCGCGCCGCCGCAGGACUGCCUCACCCUCGGUCGAAACCACUUGUCCCUGGGUCACGAAAAGAAGACUAUGCCCGUGAUUAUGUAUAUAGACGCCUGCUGCACAUUUCUCGCCGUUAUGUGAAGAAACACAGUAUACCUGACCCGAAUGACCAAGUGUCGGCCUACGGUACCUUCGACGAAGUGUGCAUGGAUCUCGAAGAGGUCGUGGACGUAUUAUGGUUUUCGGGAACGCCCAGUCUCCAGGUCCCGUAUCUACUCAAUGUAGCUCUUGCCAUUACCGAAUAUCUCCCUGCAUUUCCGCCAGCGCCGCGCCCUACCUUUGCCCUUCUCAAGAAACUAGAUCACUGCUUCUCCAGUUUACUGCAAGGCAGGGACAUACGAAGCGGCGAAACUCUGCCAGGCUUUGAGCUUGGGAUGAGCAAAGGGAUGACUCGUACAGAUAUGGUGAGGAUACGAAGCUUGGCCGACGAAACCCGAGGUUUAGUUGCUUUGAAAAUGAGCGGAGAGGUAGAGGUUGACACUUCAUUGUUCCCUGAAGACAGUGAGGUGGGCGUACCUAUACUGUCAGGUAGGAAAAGAAAGGCGAAUGCCGAGGAGAAUGACAACGAGCAUGACGUUAACGAUGACGUUGACGAUGCUCCGUCAACUAGCUCAGCAAGUUCAAGCUUAUCCCUGAAGAGACAGAAGACGAAAUCUCCGGCACGUGUAAAAGUCGAAUCACCUGCUCUCAAGUUAGAGAAUAGCAGUCCAUCACCUAGAGCGAACGAAAUUGCCCAGGCAGCUGAUGCACAUACGUCUUCGAACAGCGGGCAGUUCCACUGGGCAGUAGAGGAAGAAGACUCGGACGACGAGCAAGAUCGUGCUACAGAUCAAGCUGCGGAUGAAGCAGGCAACGUGCAGCCACAGCAGAUGACACCACCUACAAUAUCAGAGCCUGAUUCACAACAGCCAGUUCUCACGAACCAUCUCAAUGAUUAUGUACUAGAUGACGAGGAGGACCACGAACUACAUAUGAGUGUUGCGAAAGUCUACGAAAAGACCAUAAUUCAGCUUGGUAGGACGCUUGGAGAAACACUUGUCGAUGAUUAA
Molecule: messenger RNA, 1179 nt
Organism: Truncatella angustata
Lineage: Eukaryota; Fungi; Ascomycota; Sordariomycetes; Amphisphaeriales; Sporocadaceae
Exons: 2
Coding region: 1-1179 (392 amino acids)
Cellular component (GO): transcription factor TFIIH holo complex
Source: RefSeq, a predicted model, not a curated record